UAAAAAAAAAAAAAAGAAAAAAAAAAGAUUGUUGAAAACGGCAUAGUAUUGUAUGGCUUGCUUGGGCUAAAAUUAGAACCCUAAGCCCCUCAGCGAGACAGCCGCCGCCGCCUUCUUCAAUAACCGUCGCAAUCCUCUUUCGGCAAAAAAAGAAAACCCUUCUUCUCACUCAUAUUCUUACGCACACAAAACAAGAAACACAACACAGCACCAACCUCGGCAGCACAACGUGCUAACAAUUCAAAGAAACAAAAACACAGACACAAACAAUGGCUGGUCGAUUCCGCGAGCUGAUGAAGAAAUACGGAAAAGUCGCACUCGGGGUUCACUUGAGCGUCUCCACCGUUUCCAUCACGGGUCUAUAUGUCGCCAUCAGAAACAACGUCGACGUGGAAGCCAUCCUCGAGAAGCUCCACAUGGGCACCGUUUCCGAGGAACAAAACCCUAACCCUAACCCCUCCGACGACGUCGCUGCGCCGCCCAAGAACCGGACGGCUCAGCUCGCCGCCUCGGCCGGCGGCGCCUUCACGCUGGCGAUCCUCUGCAACAAGGCGCUGUUCCCCGUGCGCGUUCCCAUCACCGUCGCCCUCACUCCUCCCAUCGCCAGGUUCCUUGCGAGGAGGAAGAUCAUCAAGACCGGCUUAUGAAUUGGAUUCGUUGUUCCUUGUUCAGCAGAAGACUUAGGUAUAGUGGCGUUUUGUUAUUUGAGAUGAUCAGGGUCACUGGGUUAUUGGUUUCAUAAAAUAUGUUGGCACAGGAAAAACUACCUUUGGACAUCUUUGAACUGUUUUGAAAGGACUGAAGUAUGCCAUUCUUUCCACCUUCAAGUUGAAUCAGCUUCAUCUCAUCACUACGUACCUAUUGUUUAUCUGCCCUGGGAAGAAUUUUAUUUUUAAUGUCUACAUAGUAACAUGUGAAAUUAGGAGUCAUCCUUUUGAGGAAAAAAUGACUUUGCUACUCAGGACAACCACCAGUUAAAUCAUUCGGGACAAGUUUGAGUUGACCUUUUUAUUUGAUUGUGUUUUCCUGAUGACUUGUUGUCAAUGUUGUGGGUAAUGUAAGAUUUCCUUACAACCAUCUU
Molecule: messenger RNA, 1081 nt
Organism: Glycine soja
Lineage: Eukaryota; Viridiplantae; Streptophyta; Magnoliopsida; Fabales; Fabaceae
Exons: 2
Coding region: 270-647 (125 amino acids)
Cellular component (GO): mitochondrion
Source: RefSeq, a predicted model, not a curated record